Molecule: messenger RNA, 1303 nt
Organism: Populus nigra (black poplar)
Lineage: Eukaryota; Viridiplantae; Streptophyta; Magnoliopsida; Malpighiales; Salicaceae
Product: (+)-borneol dehydrogenase 2
Exons: 3
Coding region: 100-1008 (302 amino acids)
Biological process (GO): abscisic acid biosynthetic process
Cellular component (GO): cytosol
Molecular function (GO): xanthoxin dehydrogenase (NAD+) activity
Source: RefSeq, a predicted model, not a curated record
GAAAACACCACUGGCUGUCUCCAUCAAACCUUUCACUACCACAUCUAUAAAUCCUGUCUUCAACCAUCAUUGGCCAGCACCAUACAAAGCUCUCCAGUAAUGGCCACCGCAAGCUCCACUGACUCAUCCCUCUCUCCUCUGAGAGUGUCUACAUGCUGUUUUUUCUUUUUGAAAGGAGAGCUGCUGAUAAAUGAAGCCUUCCAUAUGUGGUUAUUGGGCAAAGUAGCAUUGGUAACAGGUGGAGCUACUGGUAUUGGGGAGAGCAUUGCCCGGCUAUUUUGCAGACAUGGUGCAAAAGUUUGCAUAGCUGAUUUGCAAGACAACCUUGGACAAAAUGUUUGCGAGUCGCUUGGUGGUGAGCCAAAAACUUGUUAUAUCCAUUGUGAUGUCACAAUAGAGGAUGAUGUUCGCCAAGCUGUUGACUUUACUGUUGAUAAAUUUGGAACAUUGGAUAUUAUGGUUAACAAUGCUGGGCUGGGAGGUCCCCCCUGUCCAGAUAUCCGUAAGGUGGCCUUAUCAGACUUUGAAAAGGUGUUUGAUGUAAAUGUGAAGGGUGUUUUUCUUGGAAUGAAGCAUGCAGCACGGAUUAUGAUCCCCCUAAAUAAGGGUUCAAUUGUUUCUCUCUGUAGUGUUGCCAGUGCCAUAGGGGGUAUGGGCCCACAUGCUUACACAGGGUCAAAGCAUGCUGUAUUGGGUCUGACCAGAAGUGUUGCAGCUGAACUAGGAAAACAUGGGAUACGUGUAAACUGUGUCUCUCCCUAUGGAGUUGCGACAAGCUUGGCUGUGGCUCAUUUGCCCGAGGAUGAGAGGACUGAGGAUGCCUUAAUAGGUUUCCGCUCUUUUAUUGGGAGGAAUGCUAACUUGCAAGGUGUGGAAUUGACAGUUGAUGAUGUGGCCAAUGCCGUGCUCUUCCUAGCAAGUGAUGAAGCAAGGUACAUAAGUGGGGAUAAUCUAAUGCUUGAUGGGGGCUUCACGUGCACAAACCACUCACUCCGUGUCUUCAGAUGACGAGUGAUUUUCUUGAGGCAUACUGCAAUGUCUUAGGUGGUUUUGAGAUUGACAACUCUGUCUUUUGGUGUCACAGCUUCUAGUAGGUUUGGACAGCAGCUGAUACAAAGAAGAAACAAAUGUUAUCAGUUGUAGAUUGCACCUUGAUUUCUGUAUCAUUAGGUAUGAUUCAAGACUAAUCCUCCAUGUUUUGAUCAUCGUGAAUUCUAAUUGGACUUGUUGCUCAAUUCCUUGCAUGAACCAUAUUUUUUUCACUUCACCAUUUUGGAAGUAGUGAAUUUGAAUUCAAGUGCAA